AAAAUGAGUUAAAACCAGAAAAAAUUGUGGAAGGUUUGGAAAAUGGCAGCGCCGGCGGCAGUGGAGGGAGUAGCUGUGACGGCUCUCCGCUCAGUCUUCCUUCGAGUCCGGCAAGCGGCGGAGCGGGCAGGGACGCAAACGGAACGUGUACGGGUCGUGGCCGUAUCCAAGACGAAACCCGUCUCCCUUAUUCGCCAAGUCUAUGACGCCGGCCACCGUUGCUUCGGUGAAAAUUAUGUCCAAGAAAUAGUCGAGAAAGCUCCUCAGCUACCUGAGGAUAUAGAAUGGCAUUUUAUUGGCCAUUUGCAGAGUAAUAAGGCUAAAACGCUCCUGGGUGGAGUGCCAAAUCUAGCCUUCUUUCAUGGUGUAGAUAAUGAGAAGAUUGCAAAUCAUCUUGACCGAGCAGUUUCAGGCCUUGGGAGAAAUCCUCUGAAGAUUUUUGUACAAGUAAACACCAGUGGAGAAGCAUCAAAAUCAGGGAUUGAUCCCUCUGAUUGUGUGCAUCUUGCUGAAUAUGUUAAAUCACACUGUCCAAAUUUGUUGUUUUCUGGAUUAAUGACAAUAGGAAUGCGGGACUAUACAUCAACACCAGAGAACUUCAAGACACUAUCAAAUUGUAGACUUGAGGUUUGCAAGGCACUUGGAAUGGCGGAGGAUGAGUGUGAGCUAUCAAUGGGCAUGUCGGGUGACUUUGAGCAAGCGAUUGAAAUGGGAAGUACUAACGUGAGGAUUGGAUCAACUAUCUUUGGACCAAGGGAGUACGCAAAGAAGCCGCAGAAUUGACAUCUUCAUGUUCACCGCUCUCGCUCACAUGGGUUCCUUAUAUACUAUUGUAAUAUUUUAAAUUGAUUGUUCAUGUACUUAAAUUUCUAUUGUGUAGAUUACCUCCAUACCAAAGAUGAAAAAUAUAAAAUACUUCCAUCAUGUCUUGUUGUUAAUUGCUUGUAUUCAGCAUCUUUUAACAAUAAAAGUUAUUUCAAUCU
Rubroshorea leprosula is the source of this 983-nucleotide messenger RNA. NCBI's taxonomy places the organism in Eukaryota, Viridiplantae, Streptophyta, Magnoliopsida, Malvales, Dipterocarpaceae. The record is from the annotation of a GenBank genome assembly.